Messenger RNA from Plenodomus lingam JN3, 720 nucleotides. RefSeq lists its product as uncharacterized. Lineage: Eukaryota; Fungi; Ascomycota; Dothideomycetes; Pleosporales; Leptosphaeriaceae. The record is from RefSeq and is a predicted model, not a curated record.
AUGAUGCUCUUUAAGGCCUUCUUUUGUCUUGCAUUGACUGCCCUAGGCUCGUAUGCUCUCGAGUCUACUCUCGAUCCACAAGAGAACUUUCCUGAACCUGUCUUUUACUUCAACCUUACACUUGAGGAAUUCCGGACCAUUCAAGGCCAGCACCUGAACCUCGCGAAACGCACGUACCAAAACAGUGAGCUAGACCAACAGUGCAUCAUUCGAGACGGAGCCCUGUACAGAUGGGCCAGCGGAAACUGUAUUAGAGCAAAUGAUCGGGUAAGAAGGUGGGUCUGUCGAGAUAUAGCGCUUGGCCGUCGUGACGAUGAACCACAGCAUUCGCAGGUUUGCCCAAUGGGUACGCACUGCGCAACCGUUCAGAAAACGAAUUAUUUCGGCGCGACCAAUAGCUACCCGAUAUGCGAGGAGGGGAAAACACUUGAAGUCAAUAACCGCCUUCAAGGCACGGACCCACUUGUUGUGUAUGAUGCGGAAGUCAAGAUCGACAAAACAAUUGUGGAAAUGGGAAAUAUGAACUUUGAUACCUUUCAACUUAUGGCAUCGCCAGGCCAGCAUCUCACCGCCGAAUUGAAUUACGGGACGAGAUACCAGAAUCAGUUGGUGAUUCCUUUUACUUCAUGGGCCUGCAUUCAUUGCGUCCGACUAGGUGCGACACUUAAAGUGUUCCACAAAAACAAUCCAACCAGAGCAUAUCUUCGUUUGACUAGAUGA